Molecule: messenger RNA, 3154 nt
Organism: Helicoverpa zea (corn earworm)
Lineage: Eukaryota; Metazoa; Arthropoda; Insecta; Lepidoptera; Noctuidae
Gene: mas
Product: protein masquerade
Exons: 14
Biological process (GO): proteolysis
Molecular function (GO): serine-type endopeptidase activity
Source: RefSeq, a predicted model, not a curated record
CGUCACAGUGACACCAUGACAGUGGCACGGAUCGUGUUCCUGUUGGCCCUGGCCGCCCCACCCUCCUCACGAGCCCAGGAGUCGUUUGCUAGCUCCCUGCUGUCCGGUCUGCUAGACACCCUGGACACGCAGGUGGAGGCGAAGAACUGCCCGGGCACCUGCAUGCACACGCUGGCGGCUCUGCUGUGCACAGAGGUGCUGGACGAGGUGGAGUGCCCGCAGCCCACCAUGAAGUGCUGUGCCGCUGAGACUAGCAAUGAGACAUUGGUGACGACCCAGCGUCCCCGACCGACGCGACACACGACAGUCUCCUACGAUGACUACGAGGACGCCACCACGGAGGCGCCGCAAGACAAAUACAAAAACAGUGGUAACAUCGCAUGUCCGGGCGUUUGCGUAGAAUCCCGUCUCUCUCAAUACUGCGAGGCGUACCUCAACUCCCCGGACCUGUGCGUCAAGGGGCGGCUGUGCUGCGUCUCCAAGGACAACUAUGGAGACAGACCUCCCCCGGACCUCGUGGUGCCGAAUGAGAAGAAGUAUUCUACUAAACGGCCGACUACUGCGCUAACAACAACGCCACCUCCAAAGCCCCGGCCAGGCCGCAAGUGCCGCGGCGACUGCAUCUCAGGGCUGUUCUCUCUGCUUUGCGACAACGUGGACGAUGAUGCCGUGUGUCCUGGCGAGGGUGUGUGCUGCAUCACCGAGAAUAAGGCUGUAGAGACUACUACUAGGAGGCCUACUACUACUACACCUCCCCCCCUGCCGCGCUGCCCAGGGCACUGCAUGCACACCAUCAUGCGCGCGUUCUGCAACCCUCCUGCCGUGAUCCUGCACAGAACUGACUGCAACGCUGACGGAUGGGUGUGCUGUGAUAAUACCAGAGUGCCUCCUCGCACAACGAGACGUCCCACCACCACGACGACGACGACAACCACGACCCCCGCCCCCGCGGACCCGCGCCCUGACUGCCCUGGAUCCUGCAUCGUCUCGCUGCUCUCCUUCACCUGCUUCCGGAACGCAGAGAUGACAGACGUUUUCAAGUGCAAGAAGGCAGGCACGCAAUGCUGCGCUCCUAAGUCCAAGGUUCUAGAAGUGGUGGGGGGCCGGCCAGCCAAUGAGAGCGCGCCGCUGCCGCUGCCGCAGCCAACCACGAACUACCAACACUACACCACUGUGCUCGCGCAUACUCACACCACGCCAAUGGGUGAAUCUCAAAAUAACGUUCUAUUAAGUCAAAUUGAAUCACCGUACGAGCCGAGCUACGGUACAACGCUAUCGUCGACUGAAAAAUACAAUAAAUACGUGUGUGGCGUUAAAGGCACGACAUCCCGUUCAGCUCGUCGCGCAGGCCGCGUGAUGGGCGGUGAGGACGGCGAGCGCGGCGAGUGGUGCUGGCAGGUGGCGCUCAUCAACUCGCUCAACCAGUACCUCUGCGGCGCCGCGCUGAUUGGUACUCAGUGGGUGCUUACUGCUGCGCAUUGUGUUACCAACAUCGUCCGCUCAGGAGACGCGAUCUACGUGCGAGUCGGAGACCACGACUUGACGCGCAAGUACGGCUCGCCCGGCGCGCAGACGCUUCGAGUGGCGACGACGUAUAUACACCAUAACCACAACAGCCAGACGCUGGACAACGAUAUCGCGCUGCUGAAGCUGCAUGGAAAGGCUGAGCUUAAGGAAGGAGUAUGUCUGGUGUGCCUGCCGGCGCGGGGAGUGAGUCACGCGGCUGGCAAGCGAUGUACCGUCACCGGCUAUGGAUACAUGGGGGAAACGGGUCCAAUCCCUCUACGAGUGCGUGAAGCAGAGCUGCCGAUAGUAAGCGACGCGGAGUGCAUCCGCAAGGUGAACGCGGUCACCGAAAAGAUCUUCAUCCUGCCUGCUAGUUCCUUCUGUGCAGGAGGGGAGCCGGGCAAUGAUGCUUGUCAGGGUGAUGGCGGAGGACCUCUAGUAUGUCAAGACGACGGCUUCUACGAGCUGGUGGGCCUGGUCUCAUGGGGCUUCGGCUGCGGCCGGCAGGACGUGCCAGGAGUCUACGUGAAGGUAUCUUCCUUCAUCGGCUGGAUCAACCAAAUCAUCUCCGUCAACAACCUAUAGUACCCACAGACAAUCUAGGUUUUUCUAAAGAGGUUGGUUUACUUUGGUGUUGCCAGCCUACAAUUUUUAGUAUUGAAAAUUAAAUAAUUUUCGGGUUGUUUAUGAUGAUCCAAAAAGGUGGAUGUGACAAUCAGUCACGUUUUGAUGAUGAGGUAAUCUCGUGAACAAAAAUCUAGGAUUGUUUUAGUAAGGACUGAAGAUUAACAAUGCAUAAUAUUAUAAAUAUACUAUAUUUUCUAUAGUUUACGUAAUCUACAGUUUUACACAAAUUACGUGUAAGACUGCAGAAUUCACAGAUAAUAGAGCGUCCAGUAGUUUUAGAUUUCUAUGUUCCGGACCAUAUCUAUCCCUUUUCUUUUAUUCUCAGUUACAAUGCAAAUAAGGAUCUAUCCUCCUAUAGGUUUAGCUUAGUUUCCAUUAUCUAAAAGAGGGUAAUCCUAAUCAGAAUUAACAGAACAGUCCGUGAGAAAGUCAAACCGUUAUAGAGUUAAGAUGUAUUCUAGUAAAAUGACUGUAUAUCUGCAUUUAAAUAUUAUUUAUUUUAAAUUAUUUACUACUACUAUUUAGUACUCGACGCUAAGUCGUUACGCUGCAAUGUAAAUAAUUACAAAUAUAUCUUGUUUAGUUUUAAGUUAUUUAUUAUUUAUUUAUUUAAGUGUUAUUUAUAUUAUGUCGGCAUUUAGACACUCUCCCACCAUCUCGUCAGUCAAGGUAAAGUCGAAUUUAUUUGUAACUUUUCAAAAAUGUUCAAUUCAGGUUAUAAAAAGCUUUCAGGUUAAUAUAUUUUAUAUCAUAAUAAAGUGAAUUUUCAAAAAUUAAUUCAUGUCUGAAAUGUACGGAAAGUGAAAGGGUCAAUAUACCUGUGUUGUUAAUGUUUGGGACCAAGUAUAUCAAUAGUUUUUAUCGUGCAAUACAUAUUAACCUUCUGAACAAAGCCUUAAAAUAUUUCCUAAGAAAAUCCUCCCCGUGCAUUACAAUAGUUUACUGAUUAGCUAUAGCUAGCAAUAAACAGUUUAUCUUAGUUUUAGUACGAAAACCAAACAAUAAGAUAUAUAUUAUACAU